Molecule: messenger RNA, 1701 nt
Organism: Linum tenue
Lineage: Eukaryota; Viridiplantae; Streptophyta; Magnoliopsida; Malpighiales; Linaceae
Source: the annotation of a GenBank genome assembly
AUGGUUCUCUUUGAUUUCAAGUCCGACAAGCACUACGUUGCUUCCUCGGACAAGACAACCCUCAAAGUCUACGAGUUGACCAACCCUACUACUGUUAAUCCUUCCUCCAUCGGAAAGGAUCACUGGAAGGAAGUCGCCAACAUCACAUCCCGUGAUCAAGAUCAAAGCAAUGACGAGGAACAAGAUGAUGGUGACGAUGCAUCAGCAGAGGAGGACGAGGAGGAAUCUUACGACGGGCUGAUGUUCUUCGAUGGUCACGGGAAGAUCGAGGGACGGGAGGCGUUGACCAAGCUAGCCCAACACCUCACCCGGCUCCAAUUGAGGGUGAGCCCUCAAGGGCUCUGCUUCCAGGAUGUUACCGGGCUGGGCGAGCACAAAGAGUUUGGGUUUCACUACCUCCGACUGAACGAUCUUUUCAACUGGCCGUAUCACGGUAUCAAAAUAGCGGGCAUCACCACGUGGCGACGCCUGGUGUUGCAGUACUCCGUACCGAAAGGGGAUCAGAAGAAGCGGCCGAUGUCUGGAGGAGCUGCUGUGAGCAAGAAGAAGUACGAGGAGUUGAAAAGAAUGAUCGAAGAAAGGGAUGAAAAGAUCGGAAAGAUGAGGGAGGAGAUGGAAGAACAAGAUUGGGAGAUGGAAAAGCUAAAAGAAGAGAGGGGGAAACACGGGGUAGAGCUGCGCGAGUUGGAGAAGAAAAAUGGCAAGGAGCUGCGAAAGCUGUCGAAGCAAAAAGAUGGUGAGUUAGAAACGUUGAAGAGGGAGAAGGACGGGGAGUUGGAGGAGAAAGACGAGGAGUUAGAGGCGUUGAGAAAAGAAAAGGACGACGCAACAAAGUUGAGCAAAGAGAAGGACGAGAAGUUGAAAAAUUUGAAGGAAGAAGUGAAGAAUAUGAAAAGAGCUAAGAAGGAAGACGAAGCAGCGACAGUAGGCGAGAAAGGAAAGAUAACGGUGGACAGUGAUGAAUGGCACAAGUUGAAGAAGGACGCGGCGGAGACGAGACAAGAGGCAACGAAGAAGGACGAAGAGAUGAAAAGAAGGCUAGAAAAAGUGGGGGAUGACAACGAAGCAUUGCAGAAGCUCGUGAAUGAGAAGACCGCCGAGUCUCAGAAGCUAAGGAGCGAGAAGGAAGAAAUGAUGAAAGAGAAUGCAGCUGAAAUGCGAAAGCUGAAAGACCAACUGUUACAAGUUCCUCGCGAGCCGGAGCAACGUCGGCCCAAGCAAUCAUGGGCGAAGACAACUGCAACUAAAUUAGUGCUCCUUUCUUACUGCGGUGACGACAUAAUAAGGAGAAGACGACCGGUGCCACGUGAUACUUUUUGCAUCGAUGAAGGCAAAUCGAAUAACUUCAACUACAAGCCAUAUCAGAAGGGGAGCGUGCCGUUCUCGUUUACCAGUUCGAUCAGUAUAGUGGAUGAAGAUCCCAAAGAUUGGCCGCAUCCUCCCAAGACGAAUGUGUACAGUAGUUCUUCUGGUUCAUUCGACCAAGACAACUGGUGGCUUAUGAAGACGACUCACCUGAGUGAUGGCAGCUUGACGAUGAUGGCUUAUUAUGACGGCGAUUUUCGAUGUUCUGUUUUCCCGGAGAAUACUUACCCUAUCCGACUUCCCUAUUCGUGGGACAAUCAUUUAAUGGCAGGUACAAGUUUCUUCCUGGUUCACGUGGGCCGCGAAUACAAGCUUGCUUUCAUGUACCGCGACUAG